Bacillus rossius redtenbacheri is the source of this 2851-nucleotide messenger RNA. RefSeq names its product general transcription and DNA repair factor IIH helicase subunit XPB (gene hay). Gene Ontology annotation, cellular component: transcription factor TFIIH holo complex; nucleotide-excision repair factor 3 complex; transcription preinitiation complex. The transcript is spliced from 17 exons. The record is from RefSeq and is a predicted model, not a curated record. NCBI's taxonomy places the organism in Eukaryota, Metazoa, Arthropoda, Insecta, Phasmatodea, Bacillidae. Gene Ontology annotation, molecular function: 3'-5' DNA helicase activity; ATP binding; DNA binding. Gene Ontology annotation, biological process: transcription initiation at RNA polymerase II promoter; nucleotide-excision repair. The coding region runs from base 397 to 2769 and encodes 790 amino acids.
AUGGGUAGUUCAGUUCAAUCUAUUUAUUUACUCAAGGAUUUAAUUGUUGCAUACUAUAAUGGCUUUUAAUGUAACUGAAGAGUCUGAAGUUGACUGCAUCGUUAUAUUUUUUGAAUUCUCAACUUAAGAACACAAAUUUAUUUCAUUGUCGGUUAAGACCACUCUAAAAAUUCCUGUUCAAUGUUUACAAUUAUACUUACAAACUUUGAUAUACAAUGACAAAUUUCUUUGCUGUAGGUAAGCUCUGCAGUGUUUAUUAUCAAUUGUGUUUAUUUAUCGUUGUUCUGCAGUUCUGCUGUUUUGUUUAUGUGUUGAAGGUCCUCUACUUCAAUACUCCUCGUCAAGGCUUAUGAGAGCCAAUGAAGAUUUUGUGCUGUGCUGAAAGGUUUUAAUAGAAUGGGUGGGCCUAAACGAUUCAAGAAAGAUGAUAACAAGAAGUUCAAAAGACGGAAGAAGGAUGAUGAUGAUUAUAAUUAUGAGGAUGAUCUCGGAGACGCACCAGCUGAAGGCGUCCCUGAAUCCGCCAAGAAAAACGUGGAGACGGAAGACCAGUCGGUCCCAGAGGAUGAGUACGGAGCGAAGGACUACAGAUCGCAGAUGGAGUUGAAGCCAGAUCACGCCUCUCGCCCUCUGUGGGUGGCACCAAAUGGACAUAUUUUCCUGGAAUCUUUUUCACCAGUGUAUAAGCAUGCCCACGACUUUCUCAUAGCAAUAUCUGAGCCUGUCUGCCGGCCUGAGCACAUUCAUGAGUACAAGUUAACUGCGUACUCACUGUACGCUGCAGUCAGCGUGGGCCUCCAGACGCAUGACAUAAUUGAGUACUUGAAGAGACUCAGCAAGACCAGCAUCCCUGAGGGUAUCAUAGAGUUCAUCAAACUGUGCACCGUCUCUUACGGGAAGGUGAAGUUGGUACUGAAACACAACCGAUAUUUCGUGGAGUCACCGCAUCCGGAAGUUCUCCAGAAGCUGUUGAAGGAUCCGGUGAUCCAGGAGUGCAGACUGCGACGAAACGUGGACGAGGAGGAGAAUGUAACGGCAGAUGGGUUCAUCACCCAACAGCAGGACAAGAAAAAUGUGCCCCAGUUCGGCGCCAAGCAGGCCGGCACAGCGCCGGAAGGCGGUGACCCCCCGGCCGCGGACCAGGAAACGGUGCCGGAGGACAUCACCAACUUCUACGACAAGAUCGACAAGGAAGACGAGGACGAGGAUGACGGAAGCCUGAAAACUGUUUCGUUCGAAGUGAACCAGGAGAAGAUAGAAGUUAUCCAGAAGCGGUGCAUUGAGUUGGAGCAUCCUCUCCUUGCAGAGUAUGAUUUCAGGAACGACACCGUCAACCCUGACAUAAACAUUGAUCUAAAGCCGUCCGCAGUUCUGAGGCCAUACCAGGAGAAGAGUUUGCGCAAAAUGUUUGGCAAUGGACGUGCGCGAUCAGGAGUCAUUGUGCUGCCGUGUGGGGCCGGCAAGAGCUUGGUGGGGGUGACUGCGUGCUGCACCGUGCGCAAGAGGGCCCUUGUGCUGUGUAACAGCGGCGUGUCCGUGGAGCAGUGGAAGCAGCAGUUCAAGAUGUGGUCCACAGCGGACGACAGCAUGAUCUGCCGGUUCACGUCGGAGGCCAAGGACAAGCCGAUGGGCUGCGGCAUCCUGGUAACCACCUACUCCAUGAUCACGCACACCCAGAAGAGGUCGUGGGAAGCGGAUCAGACCAUGAAGUGGCUCCAGGAGCAGGAGUGGGGCAUCAUGGUGUUGGAUGAGGUGCACACCAUCCCGGCCAAGAUGUUCCGGCGCGUGCUCACGAUCGUGCAGUCGCACUGCAAGCUGGGGCUGACGGCCACCCUGCUGCGCGAGGACGACAAGAUCGCGGACCUCAACUUCCUGAUCGGCCCCAAGCUGUACGAGGCCAACUGGCUGGAGCUGCAGAAGAGGGGGUACAUCGCCCGAGUGAAGUGCGCGGAGGUGUGGUGCCCCAUGACGCCUGAGUUCUACCGCGAGUACCUCGUCUGCAAGACCUGCAAGAAGCUGUUGCUGUACGUAAUGAACCCAAACAAGUUUCGUUUCACCCAGUACCUUAUUCGGUACCACGAGCGGAGAGGGGACAAAACCAUAGUCUUCUCAGAUAACGUGUUUGCCCUGAAGCACUAUGCCAUCAAGAUGAACAAGCCUUACAUCUACGGACCCACAUCGCAGAACGAGCGCAUACAGAUACUCCAGAACUUCAAAUUCAACCCCAAAGUGAACACUAUAUUCGUGAGCAAGGUCGCGGACACCUCGUUCGACUUGCCCGAGGCCAAUGUGCUCAUCCAGAUCUCGUCACACGGAGGCUCUCGCCGGCAGGAGGCUCAGCGGUUGGGCAGAAUUCUUCGUGCAAAAAAGGGUGCAAUAGCAGAAGAGUACAACGCAUUCUUCUACACUCUGGUGUCUCAGGACACAAUGGAGAUGAGCUACUCUCGCAAGAGACAGCGGUUUCUGGUCAACCAAGGGUACAGCUACAAAGUGAUCACCAAGUUGGCUGGGAUGGAGAAAGAACCAGACAUCAUGUACAGCACCCGGGAGGAGCAGGGCCAGCUGCUGCAGCAGGUUCUGGCCGCCAGCGACAUAGACGCCGACGAGGAGCGCAUCCCGGGGGAGGGGCCCCGCUCCGGCCUGACGAUGAAUCGCCGUGUUGGCAACAUGAGCUCUAUGUCGGGUGCUGAUGAUGCUGUGUAUCUGGAGUAUAGAAAACAUGCUAACUCAAACAUCAAACAUCCUUUGUUCAAGAAGUUCAGAGGCUAGAAGGCCUUACUUUCUUUUUGUAUCAUUGUAUUAUAUGUACAUUAUUUUGUAUAAUUAAACUACUAUUUUUACUUAUGGGUCA